Choloepus didactylus (southern two-toed sloth) is the source of this 948-nucleotide messenger RNA. RefSeq names its product olfactory receptor 5B12-like. The transcript has a single exon. The record is from RefSeq and is a predicted model, not a curated record. Gene Ontology annotation, biological process: sensory perception of smell; G protein-coupled receptor signaling pathway. Gene Ontology annotation, molecular function: G protein-coupled receptor activity; odorant binding; olfactory receptor activity. Gene Ontology annotation, cellular component: membrane. Bases 4 to 948 code for a protein of 314 amino acids. Lineage: Eukaryota; Metazoa; Chordata; Mammalia; Pilosa; Megalonychidae.
UCGAUGGAGAACAUUUCAGAGGUGACUGAAUUCAUCCUUGUAGGGUUAACAGAUGCCAAAGAGCUUCAGGUCCCUUUAUUUCUAAUCUUCACUCUCAUUUACUUCAUCACUCUGGUUGGGAACCUUGGGAUGAUUGUGUUGAUUCUGUUAGACUCUAAUCUCCACACUCCCAUGUACUUUUUCCUGAGUAAUCUCUCCCUGGUGGACUGUGUUUAUGCCUCAGCCAUCACUCCCAAAGUGAUGGUGGGGGUUUUCAUGGGAGACAAGAUCAUCUCCUACAGUGCAUGUGCUGCCCAGAUGUUCUUCUUUGCAGCCUUUGCCACUACUGAAAGUUUCCUUUUGGCUUCCAUGGCCUUUGACCGCCAUGCAGCAGUGUGUAAACCCCUGCAUUACACCACCACCAUGACAAGCAUGGUGUGUGCACUACUGAUUACUGGCUCCUACAUCUGUGGACUCUUGCAAUCAACCAUUCAUGUUGCCUUCACUUUCCAUCUCUCCUUCUGCCAUUCCAAUGUAGUCAAUCACUUUUUCUGUGACAUUCCCCCACUGCUGGCUCUCUCUUGUUCUGAUAUCUACUCAAACCAGAUUAUGCUUUUCACCUUGGCAGCAUUCAAUGUCUUUUUCACUCUCUUUGUUAUCUUGAACUCCUACUUAUUUAUUUUUAUUGCUAUCCUGAGGAUGCACUCCAUUGAGGGAUGGAAGAAAGCCUUCUCCACCUGUGCUUCCCACAUCACAACUGUUUUCAUUUUCUAUGGGACAGUCACCUUCAUGUACUUACAGCCCAGCUCCAGUCAUUCCAUGGACACAGACAAAAUAGCAUCUGUUUUCUACACCAUGGUAAUCCCCAUGCUGAACCCUCUGGUAUAUAGCCUGAGGAACAAAGAAGUCAGGAGUGCAUUUAUGAAGGUUGUUGAAAAAGCAAAGUCUUCAUUGGGCUUGACUUAUUAA